Messenger RNA from Haplochromis burtoni (Burton's mouthbrooder), 1389 nucleotides. It is a transcript of the gene pgap2, whose product is annotated as post-GPI attachment to proteins 2. NCBI's taxonomy places the organism in Eukaryota, Metazoa, Chordata, Actinopteri, Cichliformes, Cichlidae. The record is from RefSeq and is a predicted model, not a curated record. Bases 307 to 1071 code for a protein of 254 amino acids. Gene Ontology annotation, biological process: GPI anchor biosynthetic process. Gene Ontology annotation, cellular component: Golgi membrane; endoplasmic reticulum membrane. The transcript has 6 exons.
AAGUAGUAGUUUGUUGCCGUUACCGGAGCGUGUGUGUGUCCUCCGGUGAAAUAACCGGUAAACUGUAUUAUAAACAGCGUAGAAAGUGUGCGCGUGACAUUAAACGGGUGAGAGCAGCAGCCGUGUGGCGGGAAACGGACGCUGUUACAGGUGUGGAGCGGCGCUUCCGUCACAGUCACGGAAGUUGGCGGCUAACGUUGCUAGCUGCUGCGGUUAGCUGGGCUGACAGGAUUAGCUCCGGGGCUGAGGACACCGGCGGGGGGCUCGAUGGCAGCGAGGAGGAGCGAGCCCGGGGAGCCGUGAAGGAUGCUCCAGGGGCCGUACAGCAGCCUGGACCGGGACCGGCUCCUCAUCCGGCUGCCGUUCAAAAGCUUCGCCGUGGGGACGGUUCUGCUGCCGGUGACCGGCUUCAUCGCCUGCAUCUUCAUCUCCCUCUGGUACCACUACGAGGACGCGACGUACACGCACUGUAAGGUGUCCAACUACCUCCCGUCCAUCAGCUCCGCCAUCAGCGGUGUGCCGGAGCGCUACAUCUGGCGCGGCUGCAUCGGGCUCCACUCGGCGCCGCGGUACCUGGUGGCCUUCGCCUACUUCAGCUUCUACCGCAGCCGCUUCGCCAACAGGCUGCGGGAGCUGCUGCUGAGCGGGCUGGCGCUCCUCUGCAGCCUCGCCGAGAACACCGGCCUGGUGAUGCUCACGUACGUGUCGUCCACGGAAACCUACAGUGUUCAUAAGUACGGGUUCAUCACGUUCAUAGGGAGCUCGCUGGUGCACAUGCUCACUACGUGCUGGCUGUGGUACGUCAUCAAGAGACACUACGUGAGCCCAGAGGAAGUGACAUCAUAUCGCUGGAAGCUGCGUCUCUUCCUGUUCAACAUCAGCUGCUGUGUGAUUGCCUUCUACUUCUUCAGACGCCACAACAAAUAUUGUGAAGCAGGAAUCUACUCCCUGUUCGCCGCCUUCGAGUACCUGGUGGUCUUCUCCAACAUGGCCUUCCACAUGACGGCCUUCUGGGACUUCGGGAGCAAAGAGGUGACCGUGGCCACGCCGCCGGAGGACAAACGAUACUGAGCAGGAGGGGGCGCGGCGUUUCUACCAUUUCUGAACUCAAGCGCAGAGAGAGGAGUCUGAUGACAUCAUUCCAACGACACCCUGACCUUCGGACGGCGUGAUGGAGACGUGGACCAGAGUUCUUCUUCUGUUGUCGUUUCUCUAGUGCGCCUGUGUCUUUGAAUCGUCAGAAAUGAUGCGUAUUGAUGUCAUUGAUGAUCAGCCCGCUGUGAUGAUGUCACACUUGUUUGUUUACAGAAACAGCUGAUCAGGGUUUUAAUGGUUUUAUUUCCACACAGGUGAAAACCAUCAGAGACAAAAUAAAUGUGAUGAUGAUGA